AUGCUUUUCUGCCCGACUUGCGCAAACCUUCUCGUCAUUUCUUCAGAAACCGGAUUCAACAAAUGGGCUUGCAAUACCUGCCCGUACGAGUUCCCGAUAACGAAACAGAUGACUUCAAGAACGAAAUUGAAACGAAAGGAGGUCGAUGAUGUUCUUGGAGGAGAGGAAAUGUGGAAACAUGCGGAUUCGACCGCCGCUUCGUGCCCUCGAUGCAAUAAUGGACAGGCAUAUUUUUAUCAGCUACAAAUUCGUUCCGCUGAUGAGCCUAUGACUACGUUUUAUCGGUAUACUUCUUGCCUUCAAUCCAUGCAAUCAUGGGUGCUCACGCUGAAUGUCUAA
Marasmius oreades (fairy-ring Marasmius) is the source of this 339-nucleotide messenger RNA. RefSeq lists its product as uncharacterized. Gene Ontology annotation, molecular function: DNA-directed RNA polymerase activity; zinc ion binding; nucleic acid binding. Bases 1 to 339 code for a protein of 112 amino acids. The transcript has 4 exons. NCBI's taxonomy places the organism in Eukaryota, Fungi, Basidiomycota, Agaricomycetes, Agaricales, Marasmiaceae. Gene Ontology annotation, biological process: DNA-templated transcription; termination of RNA polymerase III transcription. Gene Ontology annotation, cellular component: RNA polymerase III complex. The record is from RefSeq and is a predicted model, not a curated record.